UUAAAGAAAAAGAAAAGAGUAGGGGGUAGCGUUCUGAAAUCCCGACUUGCGGGCGUGUGUGACAUUUUGAUGUAAAGUGUCUUUUAUGAUUUUCGUUAUGUAUCGAUUGAAUACGUAGAUAUUUCUGAUAAAUGGGAUUUACUAAAAAUAGUUCUACAAACUCUGUAUAAGAUAGGAAGAUAUGGAUGUAGUAGUGAUACAGGUCCUUGAACAAGCUGGUAAUCAAGAUCCCAAUAUUUUUAAACCAGCUGAACAAACGUUAAAACAAUGGGAAACCGAAAGAGGAUUUUAUACUACAUUAUAUAAUGUAUUUUCUAAUCAUUCCUUGAAUGUUAAUAUCAGAUGGAUGGCAAUUUUAUGUUUUAAAAAUGGUGUCGAUAGGUAUUGGAGGAAAAAUGCACCAAAUGCAAUUGCGGAAGAUGAAAAAGAAUUUCUUAGACAACGUUUAAUAGAAAAUUUUGAAGAACCUGUAAAUCAAUUAGCUGUGCAAUUGGCAGCUCUUAUCGCUAAAAUUGCAAGAUAUGACUGCCCUAGAGAAUGGGGUACAUUAAUUCCAAGAUUAUUAGAUGUCAUAAGGGAACAAAAUCCCUUAGCACAACAUCGAGCAUUAUUAACAUUACAUCACGUUAUUAAGUCAUUAGCCUCUAAAUGUUUACUCGGAGACAAGAAACUCUUCCAAGAAUUAACUGUUAAUAUGUUCAAUUUUAUUUUGAAUUUAUGGAAUACAUAUACUGAAUCUUUUCUUAUAUUGGCAUCGAAUGAAGCAGAUACAAGGCAGAUACAAGAAGCUUUAGAAAAGGCAUUACUAUUAUUAAAAAUACUUAGGAAACUUGUUAUAAAUGGAUUCAGUUCACCUGCAGAAUCUCAAGAUGCUAUGUUGUUCCUAGGAAUUGUUUUUGACCGUGCAAGGACCUGCAUUGAAUGUAGGAAAACAUUAAUUUCAAGAGGUAUACAAAUGGAAGUAUGCGAUAAAUUUAUAAUUCAUUUAACCAAAGUAUUGUUAGGAGUAUUAGAGAUACAUCCAUAUUCCUAUAUCGAGUUGAUACCAAAAUCUUUAGAAUUUUCUGUUUUUUAUUGUUUUACUGAAGCUGGUCAAGCUUUAACAUUUGAAAGAUUCCUUAUACAAUGUUUGAAUCUAAUGAAAGGCAUUCUAUCAUCAACAUGCAACAAGCCACUUAAAAUUAUGGAAGAAACACUGAGAAGGCCGGUAAAGCAGUUGAGAGAAGAAUUUUUUACGCCUGAAACAUUAACUGAAAUUUGUUCAAGACUUGUAACGCAUUAUUUUCUUUUAACUCCUGCUAAUUUGGAAUUGUGGGAUACAGAUCCAGAGAAUUUUGUUGUUGACGAUGGUGGUGAAUCAUGGAAGUACAAUUUAAGGUCUUGCACGGAGUCCUUGUUUGUAACAAUUUUCCAUGGCUUUAGAGAUGUUCUUGUGUCAGUUUUAGUCGAGUUGAUGCAAAGACAUCACCAACCUGUAGAUCCAAAUGAUUUGCACGCCAUUCUUUUAAAAGAUGCAGUAUAUAAUGCAGUUGGUUUGGCUGCUUUUGAUUUAUAUGACGAGGUAAAUUUUGAUCAGUGGUUUUCAACAACUUUAAAAGAAGAAUUGAAAAUUCAAAGUAACAAUUACAGAAUUAUUAGAAGACGUAUAUGUUGGCUUAUUGGUCGGUGGACAAACGUAAAAUUAAGCGCAGAACUUAGACCAGAGGUAUAUAAACUUAUGUUAGAAGUUUUAAGCCCUAAGGAAGAUUUAGGUGUCCGUUUAGUAGCAAGUGAAACAUUAAAACUUGUAAUAGACGAUUUUCAAUUCAAUCCAGAAGAAUUCUCACCUUAUUUCGGGACAGCAUUUUCUUUAUUAUUCUCUCUUUUGAAGGAAGUGAAAGAAUGUGAAAAUAAAAUGCACGUUUUAUAUGUGUUAUCUUUCAUGAUUGAACAUGCUGGUAAUGAAUUAAAUCCCCAUAUUGGAGCUCUUAGUUCAUAUCUACCAACUCUUUGGCAGCAAUCCGAAGAACAUAAUAUGUUAAGAUGUGCUAUAAUUUCAACGCUUAUAUAUUUAGAGAAGGCGUUAGGUCCUGAAAGUCUACAACCUCUAGUAGUUGAUGUUGUUGCGUUAAGUUGUGAUGUUACUCAGGAGAGCCAUGUUUAUUUGCUAGAAGAUGGGUUACGGUUAUGGUUAGCUCUAUUGGAAAAUACACCUGUCUCAACACCAGCUAUAAUGGAUUUGAGUAAAAAUUUGCCUGCUUUAUUAGAACAAUCAUUUGAAAAUUUUGAUUUAUGUUCGCACAUAGUCCAAGCAUAUGUAAUAUUAGAUCCUCAAGAAUUUUUAAGACAAAGGGGAGCAAUUAUAAUUGAAACGUUUAGAUCACUUUUAGGAGAUAUGGGAACCGAUGAAAUAUUCACGACUAUGACUGUAUUUGAAACAUGUUUGUGUGCUUUACAUCGCCAAGGUGCAGAACUAAUAAAGCCCGUUUUAAUACAUGUAUUCGAGAACGUGUAUAACGGUGAAGACCCUGAUAAAAGUUUAAAAUCGAUAAUAAUGUAUCUAUCUAUUAUGGCAAGAAUUUUAUGGCUUUAUAAAGAUAUUUUUAUACAGGUAAUAAAUGAAUUGACCAAAAAAAUGGGUGGAAAUGAAACGACAGAAACAGUUGUACUCGGACAAAUAAUACGUGUGUGGGUUACGAAUAUGCCAUGUGUUUUUCUUCCGGAAAGACGUAAAUUGUUAGCUCUUGCACUUUGUUCGCUUCUUGGAGCUAAUAGUCCACCUAGCGUUCUCCAGAAUUUUCCGCUAAUAAUAUCUAAUAUUGUUGAAACUCUUAAUGACAUGACUGAAAUUGAUAAUGAUGUUUACAAUAUCCAAAAUGCCAUUGAUUGUUUAUCGAUUGCCGGAAAACGUAGCCCGUCAUCUUCAUACGAGGACGAAGACCAUGGGAAUAAACACGAGCAGCGUCAAAGAAGACUUGAUUUUAGCGACCCUUUAACCCGUGCAUCUUUAAGAGCUACGUUGGAAAAUCAGUUACUUACACUACGCAGCUUAGUUGGGGUUAAUCAGUUCGAGCAAUUAAUGUCAACUAUUAAUCCUGAAAUUAAUGAAGAACUUAAACGUUUCGUAUCUCUGUGAGACCAGAGUAAGUCAAGUUGAAAAAGGAAAAAAGAAAUAAUAAAACAUUAAGUCAAGCGCGGUAUUACAUGUAAAAAAAGCUUUACGACGCUCUAUUGUAAAACGGCACUAUUUUAUUGUAUAAUACUAGCUGUUUCACUGUACUAAUAAUGUUGAUAAUAAAAAAGUCUCAUGUCAUUUCAAA
Molecule: messenger RNA, 3299 nt
Organism: Megachile rotundata (alfalfa leafcutting bee)
Lineage: Eukaryota; Metazoa; Arthropoda; Insecta; Hymenoptera; Megachilidae
Gene: Impbeta11
Product: importin beta11
Biological process (GO): protein import into nucleus
Cellular component (GO): cytosol; nuclear envelope
Molecular function (GO): small GTPase binding
Source: RefSeq, a predicted model, not a curated record